AUGUCACUGAUAUUUGCUCUGUUAUUUCAGAUGUGGAAGGCAACCGCAGGCCACACCAUCUCUGUCAGCCAGGAUGAUGGCGCUGAUGACUGGGAGACAGAUCCUGACUUUGUGAAUGAUGUGAGUGAAAAGGAACAACGCUGGGGUGCUAAAACUGUGCAAGGAUCUGGCCACCAAGAACACAUUAACAUUCAUCAACUGAGGGAGAAUGUAUCCCAAGAGCACAAGUCUCUGAAGGAGAAAGAACUUCUAACAGGACCAAAAGCUUCUCAUGGCUAUGGUGGGAAGUUUGGUGUGGAACAAGACCGCAUGGACAAAUCAGCCGUUGGUCAUGAAUAUCAGUCUAAGCUUUCUCAGCACUGUUCUCAGGUGGACUCGGUUAAAGGUUUUGGUGGGAAGUUUGGCGUGCAAGUUGAUCGGGUUGACCAGUCUGCUAUGGGAUUUGAAUACCAGGGAAAAACAGAGAAACACGCUUCUCAAAGAGACUAUUCAAGUGGAUUUGGUGGGAAAUACGGAGUACAGGCUGACAGGGUAGACAAGAGUGCAGUGGGAUUUGAUUACCAAGGAAAAACAGAGAAGCAUGAAUCACAGAAAGAUUAUUCCAAAGGUUUUGGUGGUAAAUAUGGUGUGGACAAGGAGAAAGUGGACAAAAGUGCUGUUGGGUUUGAGUACCAAGGCAAAACUGAAAAGCAUGAAUCACAGAAAGACUAUACAAAAGGCUUUGGUGGAAAGUUUGGUGUACAGACAGACAGACAAGACAAGUGUGCGCUUGGCUGGGAUCACCAGGAAAAAGUACAACUGCAUGAAUCUCAGAAAGACUAUAAGAGUGGUUUCGGAGGGAAAUUCGGUGUUCAAACUGAGAGACAGGACCCAUCAGCUGUGGGGUUUGACUACAAGGAGAAGCUAGCGAAACACGAGUCGCAGCAAGACUAUUCCAAAGGAUUUGGAGGAAAAUACGGUGUGCAGAAGGACAGGAUGGAUAAGAAUGCAUCAACUUUUGAAGAUAUUGAGAAAUUGUCUUCAACGUACCAGAAGACCAAGCCAGUGGAAGCUGCGAAUGCCAAAACCAGCAACAUCAGAGCUAACUUUGAAAAUCUAGCAAAGGAUAAAGAGCAGGAGGACAGAAGGAAGGCGGAAGUUGAAAGAGCUCAAAGAAUGGCCCAGGACAAGCAAGAACAAGAGGAAGCUAGGCGGACACUGGAAGAACAAGCCAAAGUCAAGAAACAAACUCCUCCUCAAACUCCCACCCCUCAGCCAGUGGAAGAAAAAGUGCCUUCCAGUCCCGUCUAUGAGGAUGCUGUUUCCCUUGAGUCUGGCUACAAGAAUUCAAACACUAAUUACUCAACUGUACAUGAGCCAGAAACCAAUAGCAAAGCUGAGGAAUCUGACUAUCAAGAAGCGAUCAGUCAGCGGGAACCGCAGUAUGAAUCUGAGACAGUUUAUGAAGUGGCCGGGGCAGGAAACCAGUAUCAAGCAGAUGAAAAUACUUAUGAGUAUGAAAAUGACCUUGGAGUAACAGCAAUAGCUCUCUAUGAUUAUCAAGCUGCUGGUGAUGAUGAGAUUUCCUUUGAUCCUGAUGACAUCAUCACUAACAUUGAAAUGAUCGAUGACGGCUGGUGGAGAGGAGUGUGCAAAGGCAGAUAUGGGCUGUUCCCUGCUAAUUAUGUUGAGCUGAGGCAAUAGGAAAUAAUGUCUGCCAUUUAUGCCUUAAUACCGUGAUCAUUCACCUGAUUUAUUACACUACAAAUCAUGUUCUUUUGGGGUGGGUGGAUGCAGGGGUCUAUACAUAUUCCUUUUAUAUUUAAGAUACUUUGCUGAUGCUUUUACAAAUGUUUUUGGGCUCAGAAAUCGCUAAUAUAUUGCAACUCUUACGUUCCCCACUACAGCCUGUUACCAUAGGUUUUUAAUGCAUUUUGAAAAUUGGGCUUUCCUGAUUCUUUUGCCAAAUUGGUGGUGGUGGUCAUAAUUUCUUUCAAGGAGUUUUUAGCUCUUUCUGACAGUGAUGCAUGUUUCAUUUUGUAUCUGUGCGUGUACUGAAUUCCCAAGUGAUUAUGUCCAGCUACACUUGUAUCAAACAUUGUCCGUUUUCCAGAUCUUAGCUGUGCAAGCUUAUAUUGCAUUUCCCUUUAUAGGGAACACUGCCAGUAAGAAUGGGGGAAGAUAGUAGGAAGCCCUGAGAGUUGCACUGACGGCAAUUACUUAACAGGAAAAGUUCUUCUUUUUAAAAAUAUUGAUAAUAGGAAGGAUGCAGUGCAGGUAUUAUUUUUUUCUCGUUUUCUUGAGAAGUAACUGUGCAAACCAGCAGAAAGCUCUCUUGGGCAUCUCAUUUCUGGUGGGACUCAUCCAAAAGACGUUCUCCUUAGGCCAGGCCAUAAGCAUUUGCUACCCAUUUAUACCCACUUCAAGAGAGGCCUCCGACAACGUAACGCAGGUUCUGCUUGUGUCACUUUUCCCAGAAGGCUUUUUGACCCAGGUUUGUUUAGAAGUUUCUAUUGUUGUCAACUUGAAGAGACCCACUUGUCUCCCUUGGACCCUUUUGCUGGCCUUCAGGCCUGUGCUGCUGCUUGCAGAUCAUAGUGCCGCUAUGAGCAGUGGAUUGUGUACAUGCAUCAUGGUUUCUACAGAUAUUGUUUUAUAUGAUUUGGAGGGAGGGAAAGACUGCUGUGUAGCAAAACUGUUAUGCAGCCAUAUAUGUUUGAGUCAAGGAAUGUUAAUAAGAGUAGCUUAAAACCAUGGAGAUAAUCUCUACUUCUAAGCAAUGUGCAGAAAACUACCACGUUUUUAUAUGUUCAGCUGAAACUGCCAGUAACACUUGGAAUAAGCAGUAUAGGUAUCACUGCCUUUUGCCAAAAUGUGAAGCUGAAGCUCAUGCCACUCCAUUAACAGAAUAGAAUUUAAAAAAAAACUAGUUAUUAAUUUUCACCAAUAAGCAUCCCUACCAAAGACGUGUGUUCAGUGUGUGUCUUGUCCAUUUCUAUUUGAAAGGAGAAUUUCAGGGAGGAACUGAACAAGAAAAAAAAAGUUGUGGGGAGAGAGAGACUCUUAAUCAAGCCCAGUGGAAUAUAAAAACCUUUCUAUCAAAUGGCAGUGUACAGUGUAUCUAGGAAGAAGACAUGGGCUGGGGAAAAAGAGGAGGGGGAAUUGGCUAGUUGGGACAAUCUUCAAGAAGAAUGUCAUUUUUACUGUAUUAUCUUUCCCACUGGUUCCUUUCUGUCUCACCAUUGCAUUAAUAGUAUUAUGUUGGGUUGGGCUGGAUUUUAUAUGCAGUUUACCUUACCCAGUUUUGCAUAGGACACCUCAUAGGAUACAUGAUUCUUGUAUUUCUUUUUCUUUUUUUGUAAAUUAAAUAUUCAAAUAAACUUUUGGAACCAUUUG
Elgaria multicarinata webbii is the source of this 3375-nucleotide messenger RNA. RefSeq names its product cortactin (gene CTTN). Gene Ontology annotation, cellular component: plasma membrane; site of polarized growth; actin filament. Gene Ontology annotation, molecular function: actin filament binding. Bases 1 to 1683 code for a protein of 560 amino acids. The transcript is spliced from 16 exons. Lineage: Eukaryota; Metazoa; Chordata; Lepidosauria; Squamata; Anguidae. The record is from RefSeq and is a predicted model, not a curated record. Gene Ontology annotation, biological process: regulation of actin filament polymerization.